AUGUCCAGAAAGCUGGCAACAUCCUUCGGUACCUGGUCCAACGGCUUUGGCUCAGUGACUCCAGGCCUGCCCUUUACCAAUGCUAGCAUCUCCAUCACAACCACCGCACAAUCCAGUACCAACACAAACAGCAACGCCAACACCAGCAUCAACACCAGCGCCGGCGACGGCAGCGGCACUGGCACCGACAGCAGCGAUACUGCAGCUGAUUGCGGUACAGUAAACAGUUCAUCGAGUUGCCAGCAAGCAGUAGGCUCUGGGGGCUCUUCCUUUGCCGCCAAGAGUCCUCAUUCAGAUCUCCCUCUCAACGCCACUUUGGGCGCCAAAACGGAAAAGCCAGACUCCAUCGGCUCUUCUGGUCAUAUGGACGUCCGGCGUACCGGUAUCGCCAACUCUCCCCCCUCCCUCACGGCCGGACAGAGGCAUCUGGCCUCGGGUUCACACGAGCCGCCGGAGACGUCAACAACUCGUCCCAUCCGGCCUCCCCGAUGCUCUGGUUCCUCACGAGUGUCGACUUCGAGCCCGAUCGCCUCGACCGGGGCCGGGCCUAUGUCGGUUCAGGCGGGUGCCGCAACGACGGCAGCCGCGAUGCAACUGAAAUGCUCCAGCCCGGGCUGCUCCUGCCAAGCCUUCCAACCACAGUCGGGCUUGCCACGACACUGUGAAAUUUGCAAGCAUUCGUGGAUAUUUCAUGGUAAGUCUGGAUGUCGUUAG
This is a messenger RNA of Protopolystoma xenopodis, 714 nucleotides long. The record is from the annotation of a GenBank genome assembly. Lineage: Eukaryota; Metazoa; Platyhelminthes; Monogenea; Polystomatidea; Polystomatidae.